UGUCUUCUACCUUUAAGCGAGGACGUGAAAGUGCAAGUUGAGACAUUUUCAAUACUUCCAGUCAAGUGUACUUUAUAUUUCUUAUUUCUUUAAUUUGAAAUUACGUUAAAUUACGUCAUUGUUAUUGUAUUAAGAAGAAGGAAUCAUGACGGAAGCGACCGGAAAAGUAGUGCAAUGGUACCGCGGCAGAAACAUUUUCAUAACCGGUGGCACGGGAUUUAUGGGCAAAGUCCUUGUCGAAAAACUACUGUACUCAUGUGAAGAUAUCGGAAACUUAUAUAUUCUCAUGCGACCUAAACGAGGAAGGUCCGUGGAGCAACGCAUUGAUGAUAUUUGGAAACUACCCUGCUUUUCAAGACUUCGGGAAGGUAGCCCACACUUAAAAUCGAAAAUAAUCCCAAUCCACGGCGAUUUAGUCACUGAAAGCUUGGGCAUUUCUGAUGCUGAAAUGAAACUGCUUGUUGAGAACGUUUCGGUGGUGUUUCACUGUGGUGCCACUUUGAAGUUGGAAGCGACGCUGAAAGAUGCAAUCGAACAGAACACUGCUGGAACUCAAAGGGUGGUCGACGUCGUGAAACAAUUCAGUAAACUGGAUGUAUUUAUUCAUAUGAGCACGGCGUUUUGUUCUGCUGAUCUUGAAGUUUUUGAAGAACGAGUAUACGAAACUAAGGACGACCCACGGCACGUUAUUGACAUCACAAGAUAUUUAAGAAAUGAAAUAUUAAUUCCGAUAACCAAGAAACUGAUUGAACCACAUCCGAACACUUAUACUUAUAGUAAAAGAUUGGCGGAAGUUUUAGUCGCCAAUGAAGCUGAUAAUAUUAAUGUGGCCAUUGUACGUCCAUCAAUUGUAACGCCAUGUGGAAUUGAUCCUGUGCCUGGCUGGGUAGACACCCUCAAUGGACCAAUGGGAUUAAUCGCAGCUUCCGGGAAGGGAGUCCUGCGAUCCAUGCACUGCAAAGGCGAAUACAAUGCGCAUACUGUGCCAUGUGAUGUCGCUAUAAACGCUUUGAUUAUUAUCGCAUACAAAACCGGCUCUGAGAAAAGACGAGACGAAGUGCCUGUUUAUAAUCUCACAAAUGAUGGCGUCUUCCACAUUACAUGGGGCGAGAUACUCAAGUUCGGAAAAGAAGUAUACUAUAAAUAUCCUUUUGAGCAGAUGAUUUGGUAUCCGGAUGGUGACAUGCGGAGCUGCUACUUCGUGCAUUGGCUAUAUUGUAUUUUCACACAUUGGCUACCUGCCUACCUCAUCGAUAUGCUAAUGUUCAUAUUUCGACAAAAACGAUUUAUGGUACGCGUUCAACAGAAGAUCCAUGAUGGUUUAGAAUUACUACAGUUUUUCACCACCCGCAAUUGGAAGUUUUCAAGUGAGCGUUUUUUGAGCAUCCAUGAGGGUCUCGACGAGCGAGAAAAGAAGACAUUCCACAUUAAUUUUAAGAUAAUGUCAGUCAAGCAGUACUUAACGCAUUGCAUACUGGGCACUCGACAGUACUGCAUGAAGGAGGAUUUAAAAUCGUUGCCGAGAUGUCGCGUGCAGCAAACAUUCAUGUACAUAUUGGAUCGAGGCCUGAAACUGGCAUUUUAUAUCUACAUUUUUUGUACCAUCAUGAAUCAUUCAGAGGAUAUAAUUGACUCAAUGUACACCGUUAUGAUGUAUUUUGCAACUUUACUUAAUAUGUAAUACACAAAAACAAUCAAUUAUAAAAUUGGGUGGUGGUACAAUAAAUAAAUAUAGACUUAUUAUUGCAUGCAUUAAACAUGUGUGCCAAUUACUGUUGCAUAUCAUUUGAAUAUAGUGCAUAUUUUUUAUACUUUUACUAACUCUUAUCAAAUGGAACAUAGUUCGAAUUCAUGAGGAGAGCUGAUUAACGCAACGAUCUAUGAACUUGCUAAAUUUUAAUUUAGUCUAGAAAAAUGAAUGUAAAGAAAUCAUGUACUAAUUGUAAUAAAGAUAAUAUACUAUUUAACAAUAUAAGUUAAGACAUCUACAAUGCAAAUAAAUGUAAUAAAUAGA
This is a messenger RNA of Dalotia coriaria, 2014 nucleotides long. Its product is annotated as putative fatty acyl-CoA reductase CG5065. Gene Ontology annotation, biological process: long-chain fatty-acyl-CoA metabolic process. The record is from RefSeq and is a predicted model, not a curated record. Gene Ontology annotation, cellular component: peroxisome. Lineage: Eukaryota; Metazoa; Arthropoda; Insecta; Coleoptera; Staphylinidae. Bases 146 to 1681 code for a protein of 511 amino acids. Gene Ontology annotation, molecular function: alcohol-forming very long-chain fatty acyl-CoA reductase (NADP+) activity. The transcript has 8 exons.